UGCACAACCCUAAAGUUAGCUGAACAUCCUGAGAACUAUUCAUAAAAGCAAAACAAAAUGGCAUUGGCUAUGUUGUUUAUUUUUCAAAAAUAUUAUACAAGUUGUUUUUAUUUACACUAAUUUAUUAACACAUUUUAAAUAUAUGAAAACCCGGCAAGUGGUGAUCAUUGGAAUAUUAUUUAGCGAUUAUAAUUUCAAAUUUAUUUGAAAUGGAUGAUGAAGGUUAUAAUGAUAGAUCCGAAAUCGGAAAACUAAUCAAAAAGUUGGAAAAAUUACGUAAAAAACCUCAAUUAGAUAACGAACUCAGUUCGGCUUUAGACAUCUUCAGGGACAAAGUUUCUCGCCAGAAGGCCUAUCUAAUCAAUGGAAUAUUUAAUAUUAAUUUUGCCGAAGCGGCACUUUUCCUACAGGGCUGUGCAGAAUUAUAUUCCAAAAAAAUUGACCUACUUUGGGAUCAGUUCCUGGAGCUGCACACUAGGCUGAUACAAUAUGAUUGUGAACAUCAGAAAAAGAAUGGUGUAUCUGUUGAUCGGGAUGUGGUCAGUAAACUCGAAGAGAGAAGAAAUCGCUUCAAAAGAAAGAAAAACUUCAAACUAUUAGAGGCAGAACCAGAAUCUGCUCCUAAAGCAGUUAAAAAAUCUGCUCCUGUAACGCCCGCGGAAGAUAUAGUGGUAGAACCACAAAAAGGAAACAUUUUCGAUGAUUUUUUAUUUCGAGAGCUUUCAGUAACUAAGGAGAAACUUUCGCCUAAGAGAGUAUAUUAUAAACAAUGGGUAGCUCUUCUAUCAUCUGAGUUUGAUCGCAAAUAUACACCAGAAGAUGUUGGAUUAUCCAAGAAUUGUCCGAGCACUAAGGAAGUUAGUCUGUGCAACGAACCAAUAGAAGAAUAUGAUGAUUUCGAAAUAUAUGAUCCGGACGACAAAGAAUACAACAUACAGUAUAACGAUGCACCUAAUUGUUCUUCCUUUACCUGGAUAUUCGAGGAAAAUGAUUCGGGUACAUUACCUGAUGAGAAUCAUUGUAUUGCAUUGUUGCGUCUUACCUGUUAUUUACGUGCGAAGUUUCUGCGGGACAAUAAUAUCCCUUAUAAUAGGCCUUACAACCAAUAUAAACACAAGUAUUUGCAGUUCAAGAGGGAGUUCUUCAAGGAAGAGGACAAACGAUGGCAGAACAUGCCCAUUGACACUCUGGCAGACCAACGGAAAAGGGACGAAUACAUGACUAAGUUGUUUUCCCCAUAUUGUAACACUGACGAAGAAAUCGCGAUAUUAAAACAGAAAGCCAAGUCAAUGGUUCCAUACAAAGAUUAUCAUCCGAUCAACGGAAAGGUUUUUCGGACUGGUGUCUACAGAUUUCUACCAUAUGUCGAAAGUGAUGCAUCCAUUUUGACAGUUUCUGAUUGCCAUGAUGAAAAAGACGGAAUCGCGAGUCAGUUAUUAGUUGAACUAGAAAAACUCUCUGAUAGUGUCUUUGAUCCUGGAGCCCUUACAAUUAAACAGGAGCCUGAUUCGGACGAUUGCUCGAAAGAAAUGUGUCAACUGGAACACAACAGGAAAAGUAUGAUUGACGAUGCUGUUAAGGCGAUUGGAGAAAUUGAAAAAAAUGUUGUAGUGAUAGAUGAUACAAUAACUGACGAAAAUAAGACGAAAGAAAAUUAUGAAAGUGGAAUUACUGAAUGCGAUGCACCUCAGAUUAGUCUAAAUCCAGAAGAUGGGGGAGGUGCGAUUGAAGCAAACAAACAGACGGGCAAUACUGAAUGUACUAAUACAGAAAAAUUAACAAGUGAUGAAAAUCCAGAAAAUGGAGAUGAAAACACAAACAACACUGAAGUUUCUACAUCUCAAAGUUCUGAUAAUCCAGAAAAUGGAGAUACAAAUACAAACAACACUGAAGUUGUUACAUCCCAAAGUUCCGCUAAUCCAGAAAAUGGAGAUACAAAUACAAACAACACUGAAGUUGCUACAUCCCAAAGUUCCCCUAAUCCAGAAUAUGGAGAUACAAAUACAAACAUCACUGAAGUUGCUACAUCCCAAAGUUCCGCUAAUCCAGAAAAUGGAGAUACAAAUACAAACAACACUGAAGUUGCUACAUCCCAAAGUUCCGCUCAUCCAGAAAAUGGAGAUACAAAUACAAACAACACUGAAGUUGCUACAUCCCAAAGUUCCGCUAUUCCAGAAAAUGAAGAUAAAACGAAAAAUACAGAAACCGUUAAUACACAAGAAAAUACUGGUCAUGAUGCUGUGGACAAUUCCGAUGUCAUAUCCAUAAUGAGUGAUCAUGAUUACUGUGCUGUACCACCAGAGCUAUCUAAUGUGUUAAAAGAAAGCACCAAGGAUAACCUACAAGAUGCUACUACUUCGUCUGAAACGUUUGUUCCUAUGAAUACUGCCUUAAAAAUCAUCCCUAGAACUGUUCGUCAGAAAACAGAGAAGGAAAAUAGAGUCAAGGACCCUUCAAUGGCACCGCCCCCUGCGAAGAGAAGAAAGUUGACCCAAAAACAAAUAGAGAAGCUGCUCACCAGCAAAGUAAAGCCAGUAAAAGAACUGAAAUUUGAAAAAUUCUUCUCUCAUAACUAUCAGCCUGGAUAUGAUGAAGGCGAGAUGCAAGCGGUAGAAUAUGAAUCAGAGGAAGAAACGCAACCAGAGAUUGUGAGACCCGUCGAAAAUAACACAAACGGAGAUGUUCAAUCAAAACCAUUUGAAGAAAAGUCGACAAACGAGAAGAGUACAUCUCAAGAAAUCGUUUAUUCUGACGACGAUUGUUUUGAUGAAGGAUUUGCAGGAUUUGCUAGACCUUCAGAUGCCCGCACACAAAGAAAGCGAUUUGAGAUAGAUCCUGAGCAUCAAGAACUCUACGAGAGAAAACUGGCUGAAUUCAAGGAACAGAGAAGGAGAGUAUAUGAAGCGUGGAAUAUCGACCCGAAAGACGAAGUAGAAAAGUAUCUAAAGCACGAGAAGGAGCAGCGGGAAUCUAAAAAACGCGUAAAAGAAUGGACGGAAUUCAUAACGCCCAUCCUAGAAAAAACCAGCGAAAAAGAUUUCGAUGUACACGAUUACGAGACGAAAAUCUUGGAUCAAAUGGAAAUAGAUGAGAGUAAGCAAUUCAAAAACUUGGUCAAUGGAAAACCUGCCGCAGAAGUAAUAAGGUUUUUUGUUGCCUCGUUGCAUUUGGCCAACACUGAAAAUAUAGAAAUUUCUGGUAGUAAAUCGGGAGAAUUAUCGAACGAUACGUUUUCCAUUAAAUUGCUAAAGCGUGACAGGUAUCACGAGCAUUUAGCACAGUACGAAGCACCUUCGAUAGAAAACUUCCGAGAACGAAUAAAAAGAAUGAGGGAACAACCGACUGUAGAAGUACCAGUUCAACCGAUUCAACCUGUCUGUAAACGUCAACGAUUGGAACGAACGCAAAAGAAACGGAAGAAAAAAUUUGUGGUGUCUUCCAGUGACGAAGAAGAAGAUUACCAGGCAAAUUCAUAUCAGAGUGUACGAAGCUCUAGAAGUUUUGCAGAUAGUGGCUACCAAACGAAUUCGUAUGAGAGUAGACGAAGCUCAAGAAGUACAUCAGAAGUUACUCAGGAAUCGUCUCAAAUUACCACCACCAUUGCAGAUAUACAUCAAACACCUGUGAAGUCAUAUCCAGCAAAAAGGUCGAAAGGUAGUGCAAGUCAUACUCCGAAGCAUAAUAAAGGUUUUGCAGAUAGUGGCUACCAGGCAGAUUCGUAUGACAGUGUACAAAGCUCACAAAAUAUAUCAGUUACUCAGGAAUUGUCUCAAAUUACUGCCAUAGCCGAUAUACAUAAAACACCAGUGCGGUCACAUCCAGCAAAAAAAUUGAAAGGCAGCACAGAUCAUACACCGACGCAUAUCAAAGGAAAGAGUAUACUGACUGGAAAUUCUUUCAGUGAAACCAGUACCUUCGAUAUCGAUGCUCAUUCGACGCCUUCAACAUGCAGGAGCGAGGAAGUACCAGUUGAACAAAUUCAACCGGUCUGUGGGCGCCAAAGUCUCGAUCGAAAGGAAAAGAAGCGGAAGAAAAAAUUCGUAGUAUCGUCCAGCGACGAAGAGGAAGAUAGUGGUUACCAGGCUGAUUCCUAUCAAAGUGUACGAAGCUCGAGAACUUUGGCAGAUAGUGGCUACAUCUCGAAUUCUUAUGACAGUAUACGAACCUCACAAAAUAUGUCAGAACUUACUCAGGGAUCGUCUCAAAUUACGACUACAGCUGAUAUACACCAAACACCUGGGCGGUCAUAUCCAAAGAAGAGGUCGAAAGGCAGUGAGAGUUAUACACCGAACCCCAUCAAAGGAAAGAAUAUACUGGUUAGAAAAUCGUUGAGCGAAACCAGUACCUUCGAUAUUGAUGCUCCUUCCACAUCUGGAAUAUGCAGGGCACCUUCACCCGAACCAUUGGAGACUCCCGUCCAAGAAGAACUUGAUCUAGAUCUUUCCUGGCUUAUAGAAAAUUCGGAAACAUCCUUCCACUCAACACAUUCGAAGGCAACGAGCUAGGCCUCCAGAGUCGACUUAACCUGAUGUUGCUGGGUCGUUUUUUGAUCACUAAAUAUUUUACUUCUGAGCGAACUAACUGUUAACAACCAAAAAGCAGUAAAAACCAGGGAUUUUUGUAAGCGAGUUGUUUUGAAAGUGCAAUUUUUAUGACAUAUUUUCAACAAGCGUGGUUUUUGUUUUAAAUAAAGAAAAAAUAGGCUUAACUCAGUAAUAGUAACAUAGUUGAUCGAAGCGAAUUACUCUUGUGAUAAAACUAUUGUUACUUGUGAUAAAACUGUGUUAUUUAUAAUUAUUUUUGUUGAAUUCUAACAUUUUUGUUCUACGAUGGCCAACUUAGGAUUUAUUUUCCAUGUUAAGCCAGAGAAGGUAACUGAAUACUAAAAACUGCAGUUGAUUCAAUGUAUCCGUUUAUUGAGGGCCCAAACUGAGGCUAUUUUGCACCGUUUGACUGUUAAGUGAGAUCUUUAAACGUGAUAUAAUUAUUUUUUAUGAAAUAAUUUCAGGGCUUAGAGGAAAAGUGUAGUGUGAGUGGCGUGAUUAUGGGUCGCCUGCAGCUGGUCAACUGUCAUCAACACGCCUAACUUCACGAACUUUGAUACGAAAAUUAUAAAAAAAAAUUUACAUUGAAAUCCAGAUCCCGUAAUUUGUUGAGCAUUAUAAGUGAGUACAAAGACAUAUGCUCCUUCUCACAGGCAUCUUUCAGUGCGUCACAGUUUUUCGAUUUCUUUUUAACGCAUUAAGUUGUAAGUGACAGAAAAAGGUACGUCCGUGAUUAAAAUCAUUUAUAACAUUUAUUCUAGUUGUUGAUAGAUGGCGCUAUAAUCGAACAAAAAAUGAUGUAUGGGGCUACGCCAAGUUGGUAUAUUAUUUUAAUAUAAUUGCCAACCAGUCCCUAGUCGGUGCGUUUUGAUUCAAUUCAGUCUUCUUACAAACCUCUCUGAUGACGGGUAGACCUAGAAACUCGUGUUAGAGGAUGGUAAUAGUCUCGAAUUGAAUUGAAACGUAAUUGUAUAUAUUUAUUUGGUAGCGUGAAGCUCGAGAUCUUCUCAGUGUAUGGGCUUGUUGGGACACCCUUUACCCGCGCACUGCAGUCUCGUCCCGAAUGGCAGUCAUCUUUUUUUCGGUUGUUAAAUCGUCUGUCUCUCAGAGGUAUAAGUAUAACCAGUGAAAUGGGGAGGUUGUAUGUCCGAGUAUUAAAGAAAAGGGUGGAAUUAGAAAUUCAGGACAUGGAAGAACAAAGUGGUUUUCGCGCCGGUAGAUCGUGCGCAGAUAAAAUAUUCGUGAUGCAACAAAUAAUAGAGAAAAGAAGAGCAAGGAAUCUGUCUACUCACCUAACAUUUAUUGAUCUGGAAAAAGCCUACGACACGGUACCUUUAAAGAAACUCUUUGAAAUUUUGACCACGAUAGGCAUAAGCGAAGCAUAUGUGUGAGCAAUUCAAAAUAUGCAUCAAAAUCCGAAAAGCUGUAUUAAACAGGGAAAAUCUAUGUCGAAACCAUUCCCUGUUACAAAAGGUUUAAGGCAAGGGUGCUGCUUAUCGCCAACACUAUUUAAAAUAUACAUCCAGAAAGCUCUGGAGCAAUGGAGGAAAACAGUUGCUGGGAUGGGAAUAAUGAUUGAAGAAAACUGCUUAACAACUUUGUUUUUUGCUGAUGACCAAGUAAUUCUUGCCAACGAUGAACAUGAUAUGGAUUAUAUGCUAAGAAAGUUACAGAUCGAAUAUGAAAAAUGGGGCCUAUGUAUGAACAUGGAGAAAACGGAAUAUUUGAGAAUAGGAGAGGAAACCGAAGAUCCGGAAUUAGAGUUAAGAAAUAUAAGGAAAUGUAAGGAAUAUAGAUAUUUAGGAAGCAUAUCAGAAGAAGGAACUACAAAAAGAGACAUACAGCAUAGGAUACAGCAAGGAAGGAAAGUAACUCGUAUUUUAAAUGGUCUACUAUGGUCUAACAAGGUGAAGCUGAACACAAAGUUAACAAUCUACAGAACAAUUGUGGAACCUAUUAUAACUUAUGGAGCAGAGUGUUGGCAACUCACAGGAAAGGAAAGAAAAAUAUAGAAGUAGCGGAAAUGGAUUACUUAACGUAGAGCAUGCAGAGUAUCUAGAUUAGAACACGUACCAAAUGAAGAAAUAAGACGACGGACAAAGAGUUUAUAUUCCACGGUUGACCAUAUAGAAACAAAGAAAUUGCUAUGGUAUGAUGGCCAAAAAGAGCAUUAAAUUACACACCCAUAAAUAGCCAUAAAUAGAAGAAGAAGAAGAGGAAGGCCUACAGAAACAUGGAAGAAAGGCAUAGAACAGUCUAUGGCAGAUAGAGCUAUUGACGAAAACGAAUGGGUGGAUAGAAAACGAUGGCGAGCGAAAUGUGGGAUGCGAAGGAGACCGUAGGAACCCCACUACUUAUAUAUAAAUCGUCUGUCACGUUUCAAUUCUUCAUCUUAUUUGUUAAAAUGUGCUUUGUUACUUCGCAAACGUAAAAAAUCAAAUCAUAUUGCACUUUUUUACAGUCGGUGACAUUUUAACGGCUCAUAGAAUAUUUUUCUAUUUGUGUUUAGUUUCUUCUUGUCGCACCAACGUGCUUAAUGCUGACCGAAGUUCUGCAGCGAUGAAAUUAAUUUUAAAGUUUUAAAAAUAUUUCUCUCUUGAAUAUACUAUUAAAAUUAUUGAUACAAAUUUAUUAUUCAUAUUGAUACCCGUUUAGAAUAUUUCCGUAUAAAAUUGCAUUUUCAAAGAUUCGCGUACAACUAAAAAUUUGUUAGAUGAUUAUAAUGUUAAGAUUUUUUUAAUUUUAAGAUUUAUUUUGUAUUAAUACCAAAACGUUAUAUGUUGCCAGGGUUUUAUGUAGUGAUAUGCUUAUUAUUUAAAAUUUAAAUGCUCGUGAACAACCAUUUUAUGUUUUUGAUAAAACGUUCAGAGAUGUUCGUGAUCAGGUCACAGUUUUAACAGGUUUUUACAGUGAAAAUUGAGGAGAAAUUACUAGAAGUGAAAAACUCCAAUAAACUCCGUAACAACGCUCGCAAGGGCACUGCUGCGUGUGUUGCCUGCUUUUACAGCUUCAUGAAUGUGUUGUAGCAUCGUGUUAGCAAAAUGAUGUCCAUGGGUCGUAUAUAACGUCCUUAGAAGUGGAGUUUUUCAAAUGCAGGUGUACUUCAGUUCAUUUUGGUCACCUAUUUCAUUUUUAAACGUAUUUUUAUUUUAUUCGUACUAUUUUAAGUAUUUGUAUAAAAUGGUUGUACAUGCUACGUGCUAUCUAGCUAAUUUAUUUAUGUUUUGUGGGAUUUUAAAUUUAAUGUAGGUGAUUCGGGUAAUUUACUAGCGCUAUUUUGUGAUAUUCAGUUAACUAUUUGUUCUUGCAGCGAGAUUCAUCUAACCUUUAACCAGAACUAAAGCAGUGGCAGUUAUAUAACAUUCAUUAUCUUAUCUUGGUCACUACUUACCACUAGGUUCAAUUGGGAUUGUGUCAGAAAACGUCAAACGUAUAAAAUUAUUAGCUUCAAUAACGACAAAAAAACUCUACAGAUUCAAACAAAAAACAUUAAAACAUUAAAACAUUAAAAAGAAAGAAGCAGGAAAAGCGACGAAAUACCCUAAAUAGCUUCUGAAAAACAUUAUUAAGUCCGACAUCAGAAGGAUGUUCGUCAAAAACGAUAAAAACUUGCCAAAAGCAAUGAAAAAAUGUCAGAAGUUUUAAAAAACUCGCUAAAGAGUAUUACAAAAUCGAGAAAAUGCCAAAUUCGGGCAAUAAAUGUGAAAGGUGAGGAAUCAGAGUGUCCAAUUCGAUAAAACAUUGUCUUAAAAGUUAAUACAGGGUAGCGAGAAAGUAUGGAAACACGGUAAUUGUCGGAAACCGCUUGAACGAUUGUUAUAGAUUCUGGUGGGUAAGGGUAUUCUAAUACGGCCGAUAUUAUAGUGGUAAUUACAUUGUUGUCAAAUCUUCCGUUUUUCUGGAAAUCUAAUGAACUUUCUUAUUUUAAAUUGAACACUCUAUAUAUUUUUUGCGUUUUAAAGUUCCUAAGAAAUACUGAUUAUUUUUUAUGUUAUAUUGCCUAUACCUAAAUUCCAUAAUUUCGAAGUUAUUGCUACAUUUAUUAAACAAAAAUAAAAUUGAAUAAAUUAUAAAAAUCAAUUUUUUUUGGCCCAGGUAGACAUUAUUUUAGGUUCUUUGGAUCAUUGGGAACAAAAAAGGUCUUUUGUAAUUUUCCUCAAAAGUUAAUCGUUUCCGACUUAUAAACAAUUUAAAACUAAAAGAAAUCGAAAAAUGACGAUUUUCUAGGUUCAAAAACACAAGAGUAAAAAAAUCAUUUUGAAAAUUAGGAAGUACCUAAAUUCAAGCUAAAACCUUUUUCUAUCAGAUCCCUGUAAGCAUUUUUUGCAUAUUUUAUUCUAAAACAUUGUUUUUUUUUCAAUUGUUAAUAAAGCUCAUAUGAGAGAAGGGGUAAUCGGGCUGCAUUAACAACUAAAAAUAAUAUUUUAAAAUGAAAUAAUACCAAAUCACUUAUCGGUAUCUAAUACAAUAAGGUUUGAACUUGAAUUAAGGCACUUCGUAGUUUCAAAAUAAUAUUUUUUACUAGUGUUCCUAACUCUAGAAAAUCGUCAUUUUCGAUUUUUUCGGUUUUAAAUUGUUUAUAACUCGGAAACGAUUAACUUUUGAGGAAAAUUACAAAAGAGCUUUUUUUUCCAAUAAUCCAAGGAACCUAAAAGAAUGUACCACCCGGGAGGAAAAAAUGGAUUUUUAUAAUUUGUUAAAAUUUUUUUUAAUAAAUGUAGCAAUAACUCCGAAAUUAUGGCAUUUGGGUAUAGGGACUAUAUCAUGAAAAAUAAUCAGUAUUUCGCAAGAACUUCAAAACGCAAAAAAUAUAUAGGGUGUUUUAUUUAAAAUAAGAAAGUUCAUUAGAUUUACAGAAAAACGGAAUAUUUGACAACAAUGUAAUUACCACUAUAAUAUCGGCCGUAUUAGAACACCCUACCCACCAAAAUUUAUAAAAAUCGUUCAAGCGGUUCCUAAGAAAUUACCGUGUUUCCAUACUUUCUCGCUACCCUGUACAUUGAAAAUGUUAUAAAAACCUUUAAAAGAUGAUCAAAAGUGACGGAGAGUUUUGAACACUCCCAAGAAACGUCAAAAGUUCUAAAAAACGUCUAAAUCGUCGCAUUUUUUAUGAGGUCCGAGGUAUUUGUCAAUUCUUAUUCGUCUUACUACUGAACCGCAUGAUACAAAGCGUUUACUUUCUAAUUAGAAAUACCACAGCGAAGGAAGUGCUAAAAACGGCAACAUUGCUUAUUAUUCCACUUUAGUAUCGUUCGGCAAUGCCCUCUCUUUAACUUUGUAACUGAAAUAUCGUCGCCGCUCAGUCAGAGAAAGUGGGGAAGAGGAAGGCAUUUAUAGUUUAUUUUUUAACCAGGAGGAGUAAACUAAAAAGACAAAUUCACACCCAAGAAAGUCACUAGAAUAAUAACCAAAUACAUCUUCUUUUUUGGUUGAUCUAGUCGGCCCUCAACGGUAAUCCGUAAAUAUUAUUUUAAAUUAAUACGUCGCUAAAGAGUUCCAAAAACAACUGGUUUUUAUAUAAAAGUAGACUAACAAUCUAAAAAUUAAAGGAAUAACACAGAAAUCGCCGAUAUAACUUAAUUAACCUAUGAAAUGUCACUAGUGUCAAAAUUUUAUAACAGUGGAGUAAACUUGCCUGCGGUUGGACCAAUUACAAACAAGCAAUACAGCGCGGUAAAUUUAAAUCACUCCUCUUGGCUAAAAAACAAACCAUAGUACUUAACAAUAACGGUUUAGACGUACUCUGCCGUCCUCAAUUAAAACGCGGUAUCUGCAAAAAAAAAUUGAAAAUCGGGUUUUUGAUAUAUGUGGUUUUCUUGUGACCUUAUGUAUGCUUCUGCAAUGUUUGAAAGCCGUAACUACCGAAAGUACCAAAAUAAACAAAUUGGAAUAUGCCGUAUGUGCUAAAUUUCAAUAGUUGCUUAAUUAAAAUGCGGUAUCUACAGAGUACUCAACUAAAAAGCGGUAUGUGCUAGCGAGUAUCAUGUACUUGUCGCGUUCUAAUUGAGCACAGCGCAUUUACCGCGUUUUUAUCGAGACUCGUGUUACGACCUCGUAUUUUGAACAUUUAUCACAUGUAGAUAUUUUGCGUAUAUGAUAAACAAUCAUAAGCUAUUUAUUUUUCUUUUUUGGUAACUAUUCUUCCUUGUAAAAAAUCAUAUUUGUAAAGAAAAUGUAGAUACGGCACUAUUUCUGAUCCAGUAAUAUGUCCGCUGCUCAAUUAAAACGCGGUAUGACUUUUUAUUUACAGCUUUGAUAAAAACAUUUUUUUUAAGAAUAUAUUUUUAAAUAAUGUUUAACUAUCAUUAGAACAUGUUUUGCAUUAAAAAGUUGUCAAAACAUAUAGAGUCCCGAGAAAAAACUUUGAGAGCCGAUUUCUCGGUUUUAAGUUGACUGCACAUACCGCGUUUUAUUUGAGGACGGCAGUACAUCUUCGAUAAUCGUUUUUAUUACGAAUUCACUGUUCAUUUCUUAAGAUCCCGAAAUUGAUACUCUAUGCCGCCUACACUCUUAAUGUUUACAUGUCUAUAAAUAAUAACGCAUAGCUUAUUGAAUGUGGGAAGCUCACAAUGUUGCCAUUUUAAGUACGUAUAUCUAAUUGAAAACUAAACGCAGUGUAUAUUGCUCCCAAAGCUUUAGUUCUUGUUAUCAGCUAUAAAUUAAUUUUUCAUUUGAUUUUACAAAAGCUUUUAUCUAUAUCACCACAAUAAUUUUCAUUUAUAUUACAUGUCCAUGUACAAAUGUAUAGUAAUCUUCGAUCGCGGAGAGUGAUUUUAUUGUGAAUACAUUACUCUAUUUUUCUAUACAGAGUAUUUUGUUAAUACAAUGGAGAUGCAAGUCAAGAGUUUUGUGACCACAGAAAAUUAUUUUAUGGCAUUUAUUAAUUUGACUCAACAAAGGACAUUUUACUAUGCAUUUAUUAUUUUAAAACAUGAUUUUACAACAAUUAAUCGUUGGGCUGAAAAGUUCGUAGGAUAACAUAGAAAGAAUUUUUUUUUGAUAAAAUUUGAUUUUAUUAUUCAAUAUAGUAAUACCUUCGAGGGCGAUACAAUGAUUAUAGCGGUCAUACGACUUUUCAAUACCAUUUUUAUAAUACAAUUUGUCUUUAGCCUCAGUUUCGGCGAUUACCUCUUCAUUUAUGCUAAAUUUCUUUCCAGCGAGCAUUCUCUUGAGGUCACUGAACAGGUGGUAGUUGCUGAGAGCCAUAUCUGGUGAAUACGGUGGCUGCGGAAGCAAUUCGAAGCCCAAUUCAAGAAAUUUUGCCAUCGUUUUCAUUGAUUUGUGGCAUGGUGCGUUGUCUUGAUGAAAUAGCACUUUCUUUUUCUUCAAUUGGGCCGUUUUUUCGCGAUUUCGUCUUUCAAACGCUCCAAUAAAGCAAUGUAAUAGUCGCUGUUAAUGGUUUCUCCCUUUUCAAGAUAGUCGAUGAAUAUUAUACCAUGUGUAUCCCAAAAUACUGAUGCCAUAACCUUGCCGGCCGACCGUUGCAUUUUUCUACGCUUUGGAGUCGGUUCAUCACGUGCAUUCCACUCGGCAGACUGUCGAUUGGACUCUGGUGUGAAAUGAUGGAGUUGUGCGAUUAAGGAGCUCGCCGUAGCUGGUUCUAUGGUCGAUUCUGGCACACAGAUUUUGGGAACUUCUUCUUUUUAUUUCUCGAAGGACCAGCUGAAUUCAGCAUCUGCAAGGAGUAAUCUUUGCUAGGGAUAAGAAGAGGAUGAUAGGUAAUAAAAACACAAUGUUCAUAAACUAACAUAAAAUAGAUAUAUUGGAAAGUUAAAUUAGUCGGAGAAUAAAUGAGAGAUAGCAGAUUGAUAGUAUAAGUUUAAAUUAUGAGAUUAGUAAGACAGUUUAUCACGCAUAGAGUUUUUCAUAGAACAGCGAACCGUUUCCCGUAAUGGCAACACCGCGAACUUGACGAGAGGUAAUUGAACAAGAUGUACAUAUGACUAUCUUUGUACUUACAGUUGACACUUGGCACUAUCACUUACUGCCUAGCUGAUUAAUUUGCAAUAUAAUUAAUGCCUACAUUAAUUAUAUUGUAAUACUUGAGGUGAAAAUAGACAAAAACUACAAUAUUUAAAGCUUCUGAAAUGCAUUCGACGAAGGUUACAAACAGACUCUCAUAGUUUGUAGUUGGGCAACUUUUAGCUUUGUUGUUUGGCGGGUAUAUGGGUAAAAAACUAGUUUUGAAGGGACAGGUACAAGGUUCUAAUAUGUUGAAAUAUUGAAAAUAUUUGUUCACUGUAGGAGUCAUGUUUCAUCCAUUUUAUUAUAUCUACACAAAAAUUGGGUUUUAUUACGAUUGAAGAGUUUCAAACACUUCUCAGAAUCAUUACUUCAUUGUUGUUUUUGAUCGAUUGUAAGCUCUCGCGGCACCCACUUUGCACAGAGCUUUCGCAUACCCAAAUAUUUAUGCACAAUAUAUCCACCACGUUCCUUUGAUAACUUUAGAGUCUCAGCUACACUACUUCACUUUACGGUCAUCCAAAAUUAUUUUGUGGACUUUUUUGAUGUUUUCGUAGGUAACAUCCUCUUUGGGGCGUCCACUCCGUGCAUCGUCUUCGGUGCUCAUUUCGCCUCGUUUAAACUUAGCAAACCAUUUCUCAACGGUUGAUUUUCCUGGUGCAGAGUCCGAAUAAUUUUAUCAAGUCAAGCUUUGGUUUCAACAGUAUUUUUUUUGCCAAACAGCAAUGCUUUAUUAAGACACGAAAUUCUUUUUUAUAAAUUUUUUGAAACUAACACAAGUUGCUUCGCUCAAAAUGCUAUAUUUCAUAAACUAAUAGUUCGACAGCUGUCAAAUUUAUAAACGCAACUUUUGAAGGUUAGGGCUGACUAAACGUCAUAAUAUGGAUUUAAUACCAGUAGUGCCAUCUAUGUGUCAGCUUACGAACUUUUCAUCCCACCUGUUAAAUCAUAAGACAGAAAAGACUUGGGUAGGGGGAAUAAACUAAGCUCUUUGCAUAAAACUCAACUGAAUGAUAACGGGGACACAUAUUAUAGUUUUGUAACAAAUAGUCCAAGGGGCUAUUUGUUCUAAAACUUAUAGAACAAAUAGUUAGGGGCCAGGGCUGCUGCCCUGGCCCGUAAACUAAGAAAUCAGUUCGACAUAUUGGCAAUUUUAACAUUUUAAUGUCACAAAACUCUCGACUAGUUGAAUAACAGUUACACCAUUAGUGUAAAUAGUUUUUAUAACUCGAAUUUUUUACUUUAGGAAUUUUGAGAGUAGUUGCGCUAGUUUUGUAGUCUUUCCAUAGUAACUAUUUUUAAUGAUUCAUUCAAGAAAUUUUAUAAUUUUCAUUGAGAGUUCUAUAUGUUGCAUGGUCCAGCGGGUAAUAACAAAAAAAAAUCAAAUAUUUUUAUUAAUAAAAAAAGUCAAUAUUUUUAUUGUCAGCAGGUAUUCUUAAUCUCUGGAUACAAACAGGAAAGGCCUGCAGUGAACAUAAACCGGGCUGCUGAUGAUAAUGAUUCUUAAUUUCAUUCCCGCAGCGGGGUAGGGAAAUUAGUCACGACUAAUACCCCUACGGUCAAUAUUAAUAAUCAGCACCAGAAAGGAGAAGCAAUUCAAAUAUCAACAAAAAAAUUCGCCCGCCAAAAAGUGAUAAUAUAGGACUAAAAGGUAUAUGGAGAUCCAAACAAGAUUUCCCCAACCUCCACAAAGUGCGGAAAGGAAUGAACAAUCCGAGACAGCAAAGAAAAGGCCUCCAAAUGUCAACAAAAAAAACCCAACCGCCAAAAAGUGAUAAUCUAGGACUAUAAAAGGUAUGUGGAGGUUCAAAAGAGAUUACCCAAAUGUAGAACCUCCACAAAGUGCGGAAAGGAAUGAAUAAUGAAUUAUUACCCUCUGACGGUAUUAGUCACGAUUAUCACUGCCAAAGCUGGCGGUGCUUAAAUUUACGGCUUUAUUAUUAUUUAUUACACAGUAGCAGUUACUAAAGAAAUAUUUGAACUUUUUCUUAAUUAUUUUUUUGUUAUAUUCGAGUAAUUAUUAAUAAUAAAUUACCUAUCUGGGGAUUCAUUUCUUGGUGUGACUAAUGCUUUGUACGUGGUAAUACUACAGUUUAAUGGUAAAUAAUCAGUUAAGUCACUCCCAAAUUUUGACGGAUCCACUUUUGCAAUCCAUGCCUGAGACAAAAAUUUGACUGCGCGACGAUAACGACCAAUCACGUCAAACGUAGGAUGCCUUUAGCUGUAAUUCAUCUGCGUAAAGGCUCAAAAUUUUUGAUGCGUCGUCACCAAAAUGGAACAUAGAGAACAAAGGAUUUUCGCGGAGUGACUCUACUGACUCUUUGGCAUUAUACGGUGGUAAUACCAAACCAAGGUAAGGUAUUAAAAUAUUUUAGAUAUUGAACACCAUAUCCCGCUUGACUAUGCAUCAAUUGCUACUAAAAAGCAAAAUGGUAGAGAAUAUUUGUGUAUUUUAUAUUAAGUUGAAUGUUUUGUAGACAUGAACUGAAUUUAAAGAUGACAGAAAGAGUAUUCACUAUUUUUUUUAAAGAUUUACCUGCUAAAGUUACCAUUUGUAUAUAUUGUCCACCAUUUUGCAAACAAAUUCUGUGAUUAACGUCUUAUAUUUUUUUCCCUUUAAAUAUACAUAUUUUUAAAAUUAAACCUGUAGCGGGACUCUGUAACUUUUAUAGCGAAAGCGUAAGCGUGAUUUCCGAACGCUUUCAUCAAGUUAUACUCUGUAAACUGCUGUCGGAUGACGUCGGCAACACCGAAUGGAGUUCGGAAGUAAAGCGAAACGUGAUUAUUUGUGGUUUCGUUUCACCACGUUUAGCGCUUAGAGUGACGUAUUAGAAGAAGAAAUUGACAAUUUUACUUGGUUUUGAGGUUGUUUUUUACCACGUUUCGUUUUUUUGGCCGUUGUUGUUUACAAAUACAUAAUAUACUCGAGUUUUCAGUUUUCACAAAUACAUUUUUUUAACAUGGAAAUAUAUAUAAUGUUAUCCAUCAACGGUUGCAAUUCAUUAAAAAGGUAAUGGAAUAAAUCUUUAUUUAAUCUAAACAACUCUACGAAUCGUAAAUCCGGCAAACCAAAAUAAUCACUUCUAUCCCUUAAAAAUCUACCUUCUUCAGGAAUCAGCCGUAACUGAUCCCUACGUUCUUGUUCGUCGAAAAUUAUUAAAUUUAUAGGCAACAUUUUAUUUAAUUUCAACAAUAAACACUUGUUUUUGUUUACCUUAUGCUUUUUUGGAAUUAUUGGCCAUGAGCCGAUGGGUAGAGGGGAUUUGACAGCUUUCUCCAGCGCUGUUAGUGGCAGUUUUGUGCAUUUAUCUGAUUAAUUUAAAUGGCGCGCCAUGGGUAGAGGAGAGGGGGGAUUUGACGGUUUUCGCCACAGCUGUUAGUGCAACGUUGCCACAUUUAGUAGAUUUCUACUUUUUUGGUAGAUUUUUGAUAUUUUUUAAAAAAUUCUAGUAGGAAAUAUUUUUUAGUAGAUUUUUGGUAUAUUUCAACAUUUUCUUAUGACUAAAAUAAAAUUUGCUUUUUAAUAGUAUUUACCCCAUUUCUAAAUUAAUUUUUAGACAUUUUGUUACAAUUUCCCAAUGUCAUUACCGAAAAUAAGAUUCAGGGGUGGGAUUCUGUGUACAAUCGCUAACACCAGGUUUGUUCCAACAUGACCGAGAACCGUCAGGAAACGGUAACGAUCCUGCGCAGUAAAGAAAAUCCGUUCCAACAAAAAUAUGAUCGUCAUCGGAUCGUCCUUCCCACUGUUCCAACAAGAAUUGUGAUCUUUCGGUGACGGUUUCGUGAUGAUCAUUUCAGUAAUCGGGCAAAUGCAUAAUGUGCUGGUUGGACUGACUUGAGCACUAGGAUUUAAUUCUUUAAAUUUUUUGAGCCUUUGAUCGACUAAAAGCACACAAGCUGUCACCAACAAAAAUGACAAAUAUAUGAUUACCGUCAUGGGACGAUAACUGGGCGAUACAAUUACGAACAUGCGCACAACAAACGGUACAAGCAGUUUCGUGACGGUUUUUGGGCCGUCCAAAAGUUCAUGUUGGAACAAACCUACCUCCGACCGCUUUCUAUCAAUGUCAAUAUAUUUGAAUUUUUAGUUUUAAUUCAAAUAUUUUCUUGUUUUACAAGUGUCACUUCAGCAUGAACUAGCAAAACUAGAAAAUAAUUCAAUUAAAACUAAAAAUUCAAAUAUUUUCACGACAAUUGACAUCGAUAGAAAGCGAAGUGUAGAUAUCUACAGUGCACGGAAUCUAGCCCCAGGACGUAGAUGAUGAAUAUUAAACAGAAAUGAAACUGGAUUCUGGUGUAACAAACUUGCAGAUUUCAAGUAGCAGUGCAAUCAGUACCUAUUUCAGGUGUUAUUGAAGAGUUCUGGUAUUCGGUGGUCGGUGAGCCUGUUAGAAGCUAACGAUGGAAAACUAAAAUAUCUAAGGCCCGGUCUUUUCACCACCGAAUAAAAGUUAUUCGGAGGUUAUUUGACAGAUUUACAUGUAAUCUGCCGGAUAAACUUCCUAAUAAAUAUUUAUUCGGAGGUGAAAAGACCGGGACUAAUUAUAAUAUAUGUAACUUUGCAAAACAACAAAUGUUGUGUUUGCGUGUUUCUAAUGUAAAAUGCGAAAUAAUUGUUUGAAGAAUGUGAUCCAGAUAUGCAGAUGUUAAAAUCAGUGGAUGACAAAAUAUUAUAUAUAAAUAUUAAAUAUGAAACUGAUAAAAAUUAAUUAUAGUUGGUCAUUUUGUUCCCCAGUUAAAAUAUAAAAAAGUUUGGUUUUUGUUUACAAACAGUCAUAUUAAUUUCUAGUUAAACUCCCUCUGUGGCUCAGUAGUAAGAGCGCCUACUUUUGGAUCGAAAGGUCCGAAUGGUCGUGAGUUUGAAUUUCACCAGGGUAGAGAAUUUUUCGUUUAUUAUAAAUUAAUAAAUGAAAAUAGUUUCUAUCCUUGGGGGAUCGGUACUAGUGUUGCCAGGUCCGAUUUGUUUUUAAUCGGUACAUAAGCAAAAACAUAUCGGGAUUUAGGGUUGAAAAUCGGGACAAAUAAACAACAAUAGCCCAGUAAAUGAUCCUUUUGGAGUAUACAUAAUUUUCAGAGUCGACUCCGAAUUGCAUGAAAAUCUGGUUUUAGGUUCUACUUACUGUCUACUUUAAAGUUGAACUUGUACCGUUUGUUGCUUUUACUUGGGGGUGACAGUUACAGUUACCCCUUCUCGGGGGUAAAAGAACGCGCGUUUAAAGUAAGUCCCAAAAUGGAUCAACUGACUAACUCUAAAAAACUUUUGUUCUAUAUAAUUUUUAAAUUAAGUCAAUACUUUUCGAGUAAUUUUAUCGACAAAAUAUUCUUAGCAAAAAUGUAGCUUUUAAAAAAGCAAAAAAAAUUGUAUGUUCAGAAAGUCUAUAAAACCAGUAAAAGCAAAGUUGUAGUUCAUCAAAAAUACGUUCUAAUUCGUCAAAUUCCAAAUCGAAUUUUUCAACUUGAAAUAACCAAACAAUUUAGCAAUUUUCGGGCAAAACCUAUUAAAUUUUUUUAAAGAGUUUAAAAAACUCUUUAAUUUUGUUUUAUAUAAAAGUCUCGAGCAUUAAAACUAAGCGAUUUACGCUCAAAAUAAAGUUAUCUCCUUUUUUUGGUAAAGAAAAUCGUGAAAAUCUCCCCCUAUUUAGCACCACCGCUUUAUCAUUUACUUUAUAUGUGUAUUGUUUAUACGAUCUGUAAGGUUUACCGGUUGGGAAUGCUUAGUUUUAAAAAAAAUUGGUUUUAUAGUAAAAAAAAUUUUUCCUAAAAUAUUGGAAAAUGCCUUUUUCAAAAUAACCUAAAAAGUAUUAGGGAUACUAAAAAUCUCAAGGAGUAAGAAGUAGGUAGGUUUUGCUUUUAUAAAUAUGAUGGAUUCAUUUUGUUUUUCUGUAAGACAAAAAUUGGUUAAAAUAUGGCUGUUCAUAAUUUUCAUACACUCGUGAUUAGUGACUCGUUCAAACCCUUUCAAUCAUGUAAAAAAUAUAUAAGUAAAUUGUUUGUAAAGCGGUAACGAUUAAUUUCAUUUGAGGUGCUAAGUAGGGGGAGAUGUUCACGAUUUUUUUACCAAAAAAAAAGGAGUCAACUUGAUUUUGAGCAACUCACUUAGUUUUGAUGUUAGAGACUUUUCUAGAAAUGAAAAUAAAGUUUUAUUAAAAAUGUUAUCAUUGGGUUUUUCCGAAAAGUGCUUAAUUUCUUCGUUAUUUCACGUUGAAAUAUUUGAUUUGGAAUAUGAUGAAUAAGAACGUAUUUUUCAUGAGCUAAAACGUUGCAUUUGCUGGGUUUAUAGACUUUACGAGUUCACAAUUUUUUUCAUUUUUUAUAUUAUGCUACAUUUUUGCUAAGAAUAUUUUUUUCAAUCAAAUACUUACUUUUUGGGUUAUUUGUGAAAAUCGCCUGAAAACGUGAUUUUUUUGUCGAAAAAUACACAUUUUCAAUCGUAAAUAACUCGAAAAGUAUUAAUUAAGUUAAAAUUCUAUAGAACUAAAAUUGCUUAGAACUAGUCAAUUUUUCCAUCUCCGGACUUAUUUUAAACGCGUGGUUUUUCACCCCCAACUAGGGGCGUCUGUCAUCCCCCGAGUAAAAGCAACCAACAGCACAAGCCGUCCAAAUUUUCAUGCAAUUCGGAGUUGAUCCUGAAAAUUACACGGUAUCGCCGUAUUUCCCUUUCAUUUACUGGACUACAAGGUGUUUCUAUAAUCUGUAUUUAAUCCUACAUAAUAAUAAUCAGACGAAAUUACAAAAAAAAAAUCGUAGAUUAAGUAAAUUAUUUAUUUUUUAUUAAAAUUAUAUUUUUCAUUCGAUUUUGCCGUUCUUAGGAGUGCCUUGUUUUUAUAACAUAGUUAUAAAAUUCACUGCAAGUCCUCCUGAAAUUGGUUUUCGUGGGUGAAAAUCGGGACGUUUAGUGUCCCGAUCAGGUACAAAUCGGUACGCGUCCCCAGACACCUGAAAAUCGGGACGUCCCGCGCAAAUCGGGACACCUGGUAACGCUAAUCGGUACCCACCGGAGGGACCGCAGACGUUCGGAUACAAUUAGCGUCUCUGCAAAGACAAUGACAUCGACUUUCCAAAGUAACAAAACACUUACUCAACACACACACUACACAUAAAGUCUACUUUACACUACAUGAUUUAUCACGUGAUUUAUCAUAUGAUUUUGCCCAUGACGAGCCGCAUGACAAUGCUUAUGGCAAAAUCAUAUGACAAAUCACACAGUGUAAACAUGUAAAUUUUACUCCAUGACCAAAUCAUAUGACAAAUCACAUGAUAAAUCAUGUAAUGUAAAGUCGACUUAACACUAGCUACCUAAUUGGUAAAAUCCACUGUACCAUCACCAUGCCAAUGCCCAUUAGUUGUCGAGGCAUUAGCUAAAUAAAAAAAAUUUCUAGUUAGUCAGCUGUUAUUUUUAUUAUAAAAAGUCAUAAAUUAUAUACAAAUAUAUUAAUAAAGUUUUAUAGUAUAUUUUAGUUUUUGAUAAGUAGAUUUUAGUAAGCUAAACUUACAGUAGAUUUUAUAAAUAAAAUGUGGCAACGCUGUGUUAGUGGCAGUUGGCAGUUUUGUUUUGUGCAUUUGAUAAACUUCACAAACUGAAAUGGCGGUUAAUAUGGAUUUUUCAAAAAAGAAAACAAGAUAUUGCAGCUGUUGUAUUGAUUCAUGUAAAAAUAUUGAAUAUAACAGUACUGGAUGCAGUUAUUAUAUUCGGAAACAUUGCGUACAUGUCCUGUAUCAACUAAAUCCUUUCCUUUUUUGGUGUUGCUGAUUGAAAUUGGAUAUCAUGGGAAAUAAUACUGAAUCCAGUAUAAUGUUUAAUAUCCAUUUUGAUAGAAUUCAAACAAAUUACAAUUCAUACAAAUUGCAAAUUUUAAUAAUCAAAGCAGUAAGCACACAAAAAUAAACAGAGGUAACCUUUAAAAUGUUAAAUAAUUCAUAUAAACUUAUUCUUUUUCUCAAUUGUCUCUUGCGUAAGCAGUCAUCCAGUCUCACGAACUUAUAUAUUAAAUAUUAUAAUUAUAAUGAAUAAAAUAAAAAAACAUAAUUAAUUUUACUAUUAAUUCUGUGUAUUCGUUUAGUAAUCAGGUAACAAUAAUAUUUCAGUUCAUAAUUUGUGUCUUUCUAGAUAAGUAUCUAUUUUUCUCGUUUUGUAUAUUUCACAUACAUAAAUUUUAUCAGAAAAGUAUAAGUUUCAAACCGCGAGAUAGCGCUACCGUCGAAACUCACAGCCAAUAGGUUAGUUAAAUCUGUCAAAUGUGUAGAAUCACAUCACAUUUCCACAGGACGGAGUUUAUCUGUGGCAUAGAACAAGACAAUUAUUACAGAACUCUAAAAUCUUGAAACGACGUGCUGUGUUGCCGUUAAUUUUUACCCCAUCUUUCGUUUCAAUUCGGUCCAGUUCGUAGAGUAUUGCGAUAGUAUAGCGAAGCGAAGUCACACAAUACAGAGUACGAUUCGAACUGAACCGUUGCUUUGCUACGCUUCGCUACGACUUGCUUACGCUUUCGCUAUAAAAGUUAUAGAGUCCCACUGCUGCGUUUAUUGUAUUUUAUUUAAAUUUUUCUUUUGUUUCUCAUUCUAAAGAAUACAAACUGAAAAACUU
Messenger RNA from Diabrotica virgifera virgifera (western corn rootworm), 21090 nucleotides. RefSeq lists its product as uncharacterized. Gene Ontology annotation, biological process: meiotic chromosome condensation; mitotic sister chromatid separation. The record is from RefSeq and is a predicted model, not a curated record. The transcript has 12 exons. Lineage: Eukaryota; Metazoa; Arthropoda; Insecta; Coleoptera; Chrysomelidae. The coding region runs from base 210 to 4505 and encodes 1431 amino acids. Gene Ontology annotation, molecular function: chromatin binding. Gene Ontology annotation, cellular component: nucleus; condensin complex.